AGCAGCGGCUCCGGACCAGCGGGAGUCAAACUGCUCUUUAUUGAUGUUCUGCAGUGGCGCUCCCUGUCAGAUUCUAUGAGAGGAGACACAGUGCGUGAUUUGUACUCGCGGGUGGAUUUUUGCUCUUCGUGGACAUCAUGUGGACUCCGACAGAGGAGGAGAAAAUUGGAGUGGUGAUCUGCAACUUCCGGGGCUCAGUGAGUCAGGGUCUUGCUCUGGAGGUGGGUGAGACGGUUCAGAUUCUGGAGAAAUGUGAAGGAUGGUACCGAGGAUUCUCGAUGAGAAAGCCAAACGUCAAGGGACUUUUUCCAGCCAGUUAUAUUCACCUGAAGAAAGCCAUUGUCACCAACCGAGGGCCACAUGAGACGGUGGUUCCACUUGAAGAUUCCAUCGUGACUGAGGUCACGUCAACCCUGCAGGAGUGGGCUUUACUGUGGAAGCAGCUCUAUGUGAAACACAAGGUGGACUUGUUCUAUAAAGUCCGUCACGUGAUGAUGGAGCUGAUCGACCUGAGGAGACAACUCCUCUCUGGACAUCUGACGCAGGACCAAAGUCGAGAAGUCAAGAGACAUGUCACUGUCAGAGUGGACUGGGGCAACGAACAUCUGGGUCUGGACUUGGUACCAAGAAAGGAGUUUGAGAUGGUGAAUGAAGACCAAAUAAGUGUCUCAGAUCUUUAUAAAAUGCAUUUGUCCAGCAGACACAGCGUGCAGCAGAGCACUGCUCAGCCCGACGGGACUCGACACAGGCACGGGGAGCCGGGGAGAGUUCCAGUAGCACACCACCUACUGGUCAACCUGAAGAGCUUCACCUACAGCAGCAUAGGAGAAGACACAGACAUUUUCUUCUCUCUGUACGACCUGAGAGAAGGAAAAACUAUCAGUGAGAAGUUCAUGGUGAGACUGAACAAGAACGGAGGACCAAAGAAUCCAGAGAAGGUGGACAGACUGUGUGCGCUCUUCACGGAUCUGAGCAACAAAGACAUGAAGCGAGAUCUCUACAUCAUUUCUCAGGUCAUCAGAACUGGUCGCAUGCUGUUGAACGACAGUAAAAAAGGUCCUCCACAUGUUCAGUACCGCCGACCGUACGGCUGUGCAAUCCUCGCCAUGAGUGAUGUGCUGCAAACCAUCUCAGAACUCAAAGAGGAAAAAGACUUCGUCCUUAAAGUUUACAUGUGUAACAAUGAAAACGAGUGGUUCCAGAUCCACGAAAACAUCAUCCGCAAAUCCAGCACCAAGUACACAGCUCCCAGUACCAACUACGGUCUCAUCAUCUCCUUGCAGCUACUGCGUGGUGACAUGGCGCAGAUCCGCCGAGAGAACCCACUCAUCUUCAGCAGGGGCGUGGCCAUCACCCGCAAGCUGGGCUUCCCUGAUGUCAUCAUGCCAGGCGACGUCCGUAACGACCUGUACCUGACGCUGGAACGAGGAGACUUUGAAAGAGGAGGAAAGAGCGUUCAGAAGAACAUUGAAGUCACCGUUUAUGUGAUCUACGCAGACGGAGAGAUUCUGAAGGACUGCAUCAGCCUGGGUUCCGGUGAGCCAAACAUGCCGGAUCACCACUCCUUCGUGCUCUAUCACAACAACAGCCCUCGAUGGAGUGAAGUGAUUAAACUGCCCAUUCCCAUAGACCGGUUCAGAGGAUCCCACCUCCGCUUUGAGUUCAGACACUGCUCCACAAAGGAUAAAGGAGAGAAGAAGCUUUUUGGUUUUUCCUUCACUCCUCUUAUGCGGGAGGAUGGAACCACUCUGUCUGACGAGAGUCACGAACUCUACAUUUACAAGUGUGACGAGAACACGACUUUCAGUAACCACGCCCUGUACCUGGGUCUGCCGUGCUGUAAGGACGACUUUAACAGCUGUCCCAACAUCCCGUCCAGCCUCGUCUUCCAGCGCAGUGCUAAGGAGACGUUUUUCAUCUCCACACAGCUCUCCUCCACCAAACUCACACAGAACGUGGACCUUCUGGCCCUGUUGAAGUGGAAAGCCCAUCCAGACCGCGUGAUGGACAUACUCGGUCGACUACGACACGUCAGUGGAGAGGAGAUUGUCAAGUUUCUUCAGGACAUCCUGGAUACCUUAUUCUCCAUCCUGGAUGACAACACCGACAAAUACGGACCGCUAGUCUUUCAGUCAUUGGUAUUCAUUAUAAACCUCCUCAGGGACAGUAAAUACUACCACUUCAGGCCGGUGAUGGACACUUACAUCCAGAAGCAUUUUGCUGGAGCGUUGGCCUACAAAGAGCUGAUCCGCUGUCUGAAGUGGUACAUGGACCGCUCUGCCGAGGUGGUCAGACAGGACCACAUACAGGAAGCCAUGAGGGCCCUGGAGUACCUGUUUAAGUUUAUCAUUCAGUCUCGUAUCCUUUACUCUCGGGCGACCUGCGGUAUGGAGGAGGAACAAUUUCGUACCAGCAUUCAAGAGCUCUUUCAGUCCCUCCGCUUCGUCCUCAGUCUGGACAGCCGCAGCUCGGAGACCCUCGUCUUCACACAGAGCCCCCACCCUUGUUCACCUCCAAAUCAAGUCCCCAGCUUUGGUGUUGGGCCUGCAACUCCUUUAGCUCUAAUGCCUUCCACGGGCCAAGUCCAGCCCACAGGACAGACCCCUGCCAGUGUGCAAAUGAGCUGCACUCAGGCCUGGAGCGCCAAUGCUCCACAGUCAUCUCCAUUGUCAGCUGCUCUGCUGAACUCCUUCCCAGCGAUCUUUCAUGAGAUGCUGCAGAUGUUUACGGUGCAGGAAGUGGCGGAGUUUGUGCGAGGCACUCUGGGCAGCAUGCCAUCCACGGUACACAUCGGACAAUCGAUGGACGUGGUCAAACUUCAGUCCAUCGCCCGGACUGUGGACAGCAGACUCUUCUCCUUCCCUGAGUCCCGGCGGAUCUUGCUUCCUGUGGUUCUGCACCACAUCCACCUCCACCUGAGGCAGCAGAAGGAGCUUCUCAUCUGCUCUGGAAUCCUCGGUUCCAUUUUCUCCAUCAUCAAGAGCUGCUCACUGGACACAUCGGUGCAGGAGGAGGUGGAGAUGAUGGUGGAGUCCCUGUUGGACGUUCUCCUGCAGACCCUGCUGUCAAUCAUGAGCAAGAGCCAGUCGCAGGAGGCGGUAAGGAGCCAGCGCUGUCCGCAGUGCACCGCGGAGAUCACUGGAGAGUACGUGUCGUGUCUCCUGUCCCUCCUUCAGCAGAUGACAGACAUCCACUUCCAACAUUUGAUGGACAACUUUCAGAGCAGAGAUGAGGUCAAGGAGUUCUUUUUGAAGAUCUUAUGUGUGUUCAGGAACCUGAUGAAGCUCAGUAUUUUUCCACGUGACUGGAACGUCAUGAGGCUCCUCAACAGCAAUAUUAUCCUGACCACAGCUCAGUAUUUGUCUCCUGCGCUACACAAGAACUUCAGAGAUGCUGAAUUUGACUUUAAGGUGUGGAACUCUUACUUCAGCCUGGCGGUUCUCUACAUCAACCAGCCCAGCUUACAGCUGGAGAACCUCAGUUCUGCAAAGAGGAAGAAAAUCUUAGACAAGUAUGGUGACAUGAGAGUGAUGAUGACCUAUGAACUGUUCAGCAUGUGGCAGAAUUUGGGUGAGAAUAAGAUCCAUUUCAUCCCUGGUAUGAUUGGACCGUUCUUGGGAGUCACACUGGUUCCUCAAGUGGAGGUUCGGAACAUCAUGAUCCCCAUUUUUCAUGACAUGAUGGACUGGGAGCAACGCAAAAACGGAAACUUCAAACAGGUGGAGGCUGAGCUGAUUGACAAACUUGACAGUUUGGUUUCAGAGGGCAAAGGUGACGAGAACUACAGAGAACUCUUCAGUUUGCUAACACAGCUGUUUGGGCCGUACCCCAGUCUUUUGGAGAAGAUGGAGCAGGAGACAUGGAGAGAGACGGGGAUUUCCUUUGUUACAUCUGUCACACGACUGAUGGAGCGACUUUUGGACUACCGGGACUGUAUGAAAGGAGACGAGACUGAAAACAAGAAGAUUGGCUGCACUGUUAAUCUCCUGAAUUUCUACAAAUCAGAGAUCAAUAAGGAGGAGAUGUACAUCCGCUACAUCCACAAACUGUGUGACAUGCACCUACAAGCUGAGAACUACACAGAGGCUGCAUUCACGUUGCUCUUGUACUGGGAACUGCUACACUGGGAUGAACGGCCCCUGAAAGAGUUCAUGCACUAUCCUGCUCAGACAGAGUGGCAUCGCAAGGAGGGACUUUGCCGCAAGGUCAUUCACUACUUUAACAAGGGCAAGUGUUGGGAGUAUGGCAUUCCUCUCUGCAGGGAACUGGCCUUUCAGUAUGAAUCUCUUUAUGACUACCAGAGCCUCAGCUGGAUUCGGAAAAUGGAGGCAGCGUAUUAUGACAACAUAAUGGAGCAGCAGCGACUGGAACCGGAGUUCUUCAGGGUCGGAUUCUAUGGCAGAAAGUUUCCCUUCUUUCUCAGAAACAAAGAGUUUGUGUGUCGUGGCCAUGACUAUGAAAGGCUUGAGGCUUUCCAGCAAAGGAUGCUGGGAGAAUUCCCACAGGCCAUUGCAAUGCAGCACCCCAACCAGCCAGAUGAGGGCAUUCUGCAGUGCGAUGCACAAUACCUGCAGAUUUACGCGGUAACACCAGUACCGGAUAGUGUCGGUGUCCUCCUGAUGGACAGAGUACCAGACCGAAUCAAGAGCUUCUACCGGGUUAACAAUGUCAGGCGUUUCCGUUAUGAUCGCCCUUUCCACAAAGGAUCCAAAGACCGUGACAAUGAGUUUAAGAGCCUUUGGAUCGAGAGGACGACUUUGAUUCUCACCCACCCUCUGCCUGGAAUUUCAUGCUGGUUUGAGGUGGAGAAGAGAGAGCUGGUGGAGGUGAGUCCUUUAGAAAACGCCGUCUCCGUUGUGGAGAACAAGAACCACGAGCUUCGGACUCUAAUCAGCCAAUACCAGCACAAGCAGCUGCACGGAAACAUCAACCUGCUUAGCAUGACGCUCAACGGCGUCAUUGAUGCUGCUGUUAACGGAGGCAUUGCCAGAUACCAAGAGGCUUUCUUUGAUAAGGUUUACAUCACCAGCCACCCCGAAGACUCGGAGAAGAUCACGCAGCUGAAAGACCUGAUGCAGGAGCAGGUGCACAUCCUGGGUGUUGGUCUUGCGGUGCACGAGAAGCUGGUCCACCCAGAGAUGCGCCCACUGCACAAGAAGCUGAUCGACCAGUUCCAGAUGAUGAGGAGCAGCCUGUGCCACGGUCUGCCAGGAUUGGACAAACCAGGAUCGGGGUUAACCAGAGGGUUUCUGUCCUCUCACAUGAGCACAGACAGCUUCAAACUGCUGCAACGGCACAGUGAGAUGGCAAACGUCGGUAAUCUGCUGAUGCUGGCUGAUGGUGUUGUGGUGGAGCAUCCCGAGGACUUCUACCGCAUGCAGGCAAGCCCCUCCUCUUCCAGUAUUAGCUCCACCCACUCUGCACCAUCUCAGAUGAUAAACUCCACCCCCUCCACCCUUAGGGUUGGUUCACCAUCUCUGCCAGACAAAUACAGACACAACACAGAAAUGCUGCUGCUGCUGCCACCACACCGAGAGAGGCCAAGCAGCGCCAUGUACACCAAUGCCACCGAGAACGGACAGCCUGCCAAUUUUCAGCGAGCACUGUUCCAUCAGGUGACUGGUCCAUGUAAGCCCUGCAGUGACCCCAACCUGUCUGUGGCUGAGAAAGUCCUCACCACUCCCAGCAGUUGGAGUCUGGACAGCGGCAUCAGAGACGGACUCCCCUUCCUCUCGGCUCACGUCGGCAGUGUCAUGGCGCCACCUGUUCCCCCACGCAACCUGCCUCAUGGACAGCACAUGUCGAUGCACUUUGACGCUUUCCACCACCAGGUCAGCGAGCUCCCUCCAGCUCUCCCUGCACGCUCCUUAAGAAAGUCCCCCCUGCACCCUAUACCUGCCUCGCCCACCAGUCCACAGUCCUUCCUGGAUGGCAGCAACUCCACCCUGUCGGGCAGUGCCAGCUCGGGAGUAUCCUCCCUCAGUGAGAGUAAUUUUGGCGGUCCCGCCUCCUCCUCUGAUCCCACUGCCAGCCGCACAGACACUCUGGAGUCUGGCCCCAGCAGUCAGGCCUGGAACACUGACCAAGAAGACCUGGACUCUCCUUACCAGCCAGUUCGGUACAGUAUCUCUGAGCCUGAUGUUCUGGGUGGAGGCAAACCUCCACCUUGCCGGAGCCACUCCGCUCCAGGAGGCGUCACCCCGGCCCAAAUAGGAGGUCAAAUCCAGCUUCCUCCUCCAGGUUCAGCCUCCAGUGGAGGUCAGUCACAACUACAUCAGCAUAAGGGGAUGCUGCAACCCCACCUGCACCACUACCACCACCACUUUUACCCACACUACAUCCCCCACUAUCCGCCGCUUUACCACCUCCAUGAGCCACCACCAGCUCUUCCCCCCAAACCCUAUCUCAGAGAGGGGUGUAUCCCAGAGGAGGACUCACUGAAUGUCCAGCCUUCACCUUCUGCACCUCCUGCACCUCGACCCAUGCCUCGCAAGAUCUCCCAACCAAUAAUUGCAGCAACUAAGGAGGAGCAAGCUAAAGUGGCAUGGGAACACGGUGUAGCUGAGCAGUAAGGCAUUAAGUGAAGAAAGACGGGCAGAUUUCCCCCGGUUGUCGUGGCUCAUUAACCAAACUGACUCAAGGUAAAAACCAGUACGGUUCUGACUGAGCGUGACCCUCCCAUUCUGUGGCAGAGUUCAGUGGUCACAUGACCUCAUCUGUCAUAGGUACGGGGUCUGUCAAU
Messenger RNA from Thalassophryne amazonica, 6742 nucleotides. RefSeq names its product dedicator of cytokinesis protein 3-like. The record is from RefSeq and is a predicted model, not a curated record. The coding region runs from base 138 to 6572 and encodes 2144 amino acids. Gene Ontology annotation, biological process: small GTPase-mediated signal transduction. Lineage: Eukaryota; Metazoa; Chordata; Actinopteri; Batrachoidiformes; Batrachoididae. The transcript is spliced from 56 exons. Gene Ontology annotation, molecular function: guanyl-nucleotide exchange factor activity; small GTPase binding. Gene Ontology annotation, cellular component: cytoplasm; plasma membrane.